Molecule: messenger RNA, 1127 nt
Organism: Sesamum indicum (sesame)
Lineage: Eukaryota; Viridiplantae; Streptophyta; Magnoliopsida; Lamiales; Pedaliaceae
Product: calcineurin B-like protein 7
Biological process (GO): calcium-mediated signaling
Molecular function (GO): kinase binding; calcium ion binding
Source: RefSeq, a predicted model, not a curated record
AUAAAUAAUGGCGGAGACUGAAGAAAGUCAGAGAAUUGAGUAAACAAUUGAGAAAGGGUGUGAAGGGUAUGAAGAAUGCUCUAUAAAAAUAGGCCUGAAUUUGUGAAAGUGCUUGCACAGGCUAACACCUUCACCAGAACGAGAAAAGUAAGACUGGUGAGUUUGUGUUUGUGAGUUCUUGACUAUAUUAUGCGCUCGAUAGCCAACUGCUUUUGCUUGUCAAAAGCCAAAAACCCGCCCGGGUUUGAGGAGCACACAAUUCUUGCUUCUGAGACAACAUUUAAUGUAAAUGAAGUAGAGGCGCUGUAUAUCCUGUUCGAACAGCUAAGCAGUUCCAUAGUUGAUGAUGGCCGAAUCCACAAAGAAGAAUUCUUGCUUGCACUUUUCAAUUGCAGCAGCAAGAAGAAUAUUCUUGCAGAAAGGUUGUUUGAGCUGUUUGAUCUUAAACGUAAUGGGGUAAUUGAAUUUGGAGAAUUUGUUCGUUCAUUGAGUAUCUUCCAUCCUGAUGCUCCAGAAGCAGAUAAAAUAGCAUUUGCAUUCAGAUUGUAUGACCUCAGGCAAACUGGCUAUAUAGAACGAGAAGAGUUGAAAGAAAUGGUACUGGCUACUCUGAGUGAAUCAGACUUGUCCCUUUCAGAUGAUGAUGUUGAAGCAAUAGUUGACAAGACACUCCAGGAGGCAGACUUAAAUGGAGAUGGAAAAAUUGAUUUAGAAGAGUGGAAGAAAAUGGUGGCAAAGUAUCCUUCUCUUAUAAAGAACAUGACUCUUCCGUAUCUAAGGGAGAUUACUCUGGCUUUUCCAAGCUUUGUUAUGGAGACCGAAGUCCCAGACUCAGAACUAGUCUGCUGAAACCGGACAAAUUCUGUGAGGUAUUGGCAUACGGAAGUUAGCACUUCAGAGGAAACAAAAAUAGUAAGAACUUAGGUUUUAUCUUAGUACACCAUUCACCACUGUUGUACUGAUUCAAGUGUAUAAUUCUGUAUUUCCCAUGUUUUUGGAAAAUGCACAUGGAUAUUGCAAAGUUAGGACUACAAUACUGUUCUAUUGUUUACUGAUUGUAAUUCUUUUGCUGCCAGUAAAAUGUAAAAUUCGUUUUUAUUCUCGAUGAUAUAUACAGUACUUCUUAA